GCCGUUGGCUCCGGUAUUUCCCUCUCGCUCUUUCAUUCAGGAAAAGAGCGGGAGAAGGAGUCAGUAACAGCCACGUGCACUUUAUUAUCCCGUUCACUCCUAGAGUCCACCUACAAAACUGAUGUCAAUAUCACGGAUGGAAGGUUAAAAAGAAGUGGGUUGAAGGUAUAAAACAUGAGCUCUGUCAAAAAAGGAGGAUGCAAUGGCGGCCAAUGACUGUCAGAAGCGGUGGGGAUGGAUGCUGAUGCUCACACGCACAUCGCAGUGAACAUUAGGCGGCCGGCCUCUUGCUGCUUUUCGCGAAUCUGAAACACGCUCCCCACAUUCUCAUGAUCGCGAUGACCGUUUACAGCACUUUUCGUCUACUUCGGUGAUUGUGCUGUUCGCUUUUUCCGUACAAGCCAUAUUGAGGACACUGGGUUUUGUCUAACUGCUUUCUGGAUGGCCCAGACUUCCGAACCAAAUCCUAAAAAGUGUCAAGGCGCAACCUUCACUUUAGGAGGAUAUUCUUACAAAAUAGUGGCUAAUGCACCUGACUGUGGAGAGACUGGAGAAAAAUUAUCUGCAACAAGAGACGCUAAUCGCGAGAAAACUGGAAAUGGAACACCGCCUAUGGUGAUCCGAAGAUCGAGCCCUCGUGCGGGACAACUGCAACGAUGUAGAGCUCAAGAAACCGACAGUUUGGACCAAUCAGAGAAUCGUCUUCCACCAGUGGAUACUAUGGAAGCAUGCAACAAAGCAGCGAAAAGGCUUAGAGAACUGGCUAGGCACUUACAGCACGGAGAAAUACCUGUAUCAGUUCUGCAAAAUGCUCUACAGUACGCUGCUUGUGUUUUGGAUUCUGUCUCCAUCGAUGACAGCAAGUUGAGGUCUAAAGAAACUGGCUCUCCGACUCAUCUGGAAUGGACAACAGUCAACAGAAGACAGUUCAGAAGACUGGUAACGAAAAGUCGCAGAACACUAGACGACGAGGAUGAACUUUCUGAAUUUCAGCCCAACGCUGUUCCUACUGAAGUACGAGACUGGUUGGCUUCCACAUUUACAAAAAAGCCUGCAGCUCAGCGGAAGAGAUCUGAAGACAAGCCACGAUUUCGAUCGGUUGCCAAUGCAAUUAGAGCAGGCAUUAUGGUGGACAGACUUUAUCGCAGAAUGUCUAACUCGACGUUGUUCUACAUUCCAACGCAUAUAUCGCUGAAUCUGAAAGGCAUUGACGAUUAUUCGUUUGACAUAUUUGCUUUAAAUGAAAAAGCAAAUGGGCAAGGUCUUCGCUAUUUAGCAUAUGAUUUACUCAAUCGGUAUGGAAUAACUCAUAAGUUCAAG
Messenger RNA from Stegodyphus dumicola, 1320 nucleotides. RefSeq names its product dual specificity calcium/calmodulin-dependent 3',5'-cyclic nucleotide phosphodiesterase 1-like. NCBI's taxonomy places the organism in Eukaryota, Metazoa, Arthropoda, Arachnida, Araneae, Eresidae. The record is from RefSeq and is a predicted model, not a curated record. Gene Ontology annotation, molecular function: 3',5'-cyclic-nucleotide phosphodiesterase activity. Gene Ontology annotation, biological process: signal transduction.